This is a messenger RNA of Pseudo-nitzschia multistriata, 7835 nucleotides long. The record is from the annotation of a GenBank genome assembly. Lineage: Eukaryota; Bacillariophyta; Bacillariophyceae; Bacillariales; Bacillariaceae.
CAUUAUUUCGGGAACGCUUUUUUCUUGUGCUGUGCAAUCCCAACACAGUGUGCUUAAUAUAGGUAGUGAGGUCAAUUAACCCUCCAAGGAUCUAAUAUUGAGGAUCGUGUCCCUACUGUGAUCAAGGGCUGUUGACGAUUGACCUCCCGUCUCUUCGUCCCUUCGGGUUGGUUUUGGCUUCUUCGGUAGUUUCCAAUUCACUUGAACAACGUCCAUCAUGAGCACCGACGACAUUGUGUUCGACGAUGAUGGCGUGAUGGAUUCGAUCUCAACCUUUCUAUACCCCGCGUCGAGAUUGGCUCUCGCAGGUCUCACCGUUUGGUUUUCGGCGGCCGGGUCCAAGUGAGUAGAGGUCGUGUUCGAGACUUUUUGCGUAGUUCUCUAGCGUUUGGGAGGAACCAAAGAAUUCGAUGUGCCCUGCCCGUCCGAAAAGAAAUAGGAUUGCGACCGACGUGCAUUGUAUUGUUUCUAUUCGACAAGUUUCAGAUGGAUUCAGUAUGUCCUAGUUUAAGGAGGACACCGAACUCGAAUCGAACCCAGGUGCAAACUGGUCAUUGUUGCCCACUCUUGUCAUCUUCGCUGCUCUAAUUUCCAAUUUUACUGCACUUUUUUGUAUCGAUAACAGGGAUGCUCGGUACUUCUCUGGAGUCCUGAAUGGACUCCUUUCUGGAUUUCUUAUUUACGUUUUCCUAGAACCGCUUUUCUUCCCUGUCGGGUUGAAUCUUGCAGUGGUUGUCUUGUGGAUCCUAGCCAUCAUGGCAUCCUUUGUAGGAAUGUCGUUGGGAGUUUUGCUUCCAACCCUCUUUCCGGGACUUUGCCUAGGGGUUAAUAUUGCCUUGUUGGUCGGAACUUUCUUGCAUGGAUUUUCGAUCAGUAGCCCUUUGUUCUUUCCGAUCGCCGGAGGUGUGGCGGCACUAAUCGGAGCCCUUUUGUCUGUGCGGUAAGUUUAGAAUACAAUGCAGUUGUGCAUUUUGUCGUUUCUCUUCCAAGAGGCGUUUCAAUCAUUUUAGUCAUAUUUGAUCCUUAUCAUUCGAAUUUUUGUGAUCAAAUGACAAAGUUGGAAUGCCAAAUUCAUUGUCACGUGUACAACAAUACUCGAGAUCGGAGCCGUCGCGGCGUCACUAGUGCUUCAAUCUUCACUGCGAUUCAUUAUGGACGUCACCAGAGGAUAUCCUUUUUAUCCCGAGGGAGUGAACGGUGCUGUUCCUGUUCCUGAAGAUAGAACUGGCAUCAUGUUUGGACUUGUUUGGUUGGCUGGAUCGCUUCUUGUAGCCAGUGCCAUCGCUUACCGCGACGGUGACUUUGACCGUUUGAGUCUUGGUAGUACCUCCAGUAAAAACGCCAGCGGUUAUCAAGCGGUCCCCACGAAUGGAUCGUCACCGAAAGGCAAGCCGAAGCCUAUGCCUCGUCGGGACCCACCACCGGUUCCUGACGCAUUCAACAUGUUCGAUCCAGCUGAUCUUCCACCUCGUCUUGCAGAGUAUGCCAACAUGGUAUACUCAGCAUGCGAAGAUCUUGGGAACUUUUUUGGAUUUCAAGAUUCCUCGGUUCGCAAUCAAGCCGAGCAUUUACUCAUUCUUCUCAGUAACAAUCGAAGGUAUAUGAGCAGCCAUAUUUUGCCUCCAUCGGUUCAACCUCCAAGUCCCAUUCAUGCUUUGCACGCCAAGGUCUUUUCAAACUACGUGAAGUGGUGCCGUGCAAUGGGAGUUCCUCCACAUUUCUCCAAGAUGAAUACUUCGAUGUCGGCACCUCCGGCAGUAGCGAGUCGUGUUGUAGAUCUAGUUCUCUACUUUUGCAUCUGGGGAGAAGGAUGCAAUCUCCGUCACAUGGCAGAAUGCGUUUGGUUUCUUUAUCACAAAAUGAUGGAGGAAUACAUCAGGAGUGAAGGAUUCACGCAAACCAGGAGUUUGUACGCAGGGCAUUUCCUGGACAACGUUGUGGAGCCAAUUUACGGAGUUUUGGCCAAGGUGAGUACAGUUUCGGUAUAAUCCAACUUAUGUUUGGAUUCAAAAGAUUUUAAUCUCCUUUAAUUCUCCUCUCACUCUAUUCUUUUCUUUCAUCGUCCAUGAAGAGUUCAAAAUCAAAAUCGGAUCACUUCGAGAAAAAAAAUUACGACGAUUUCAACGAGUUUUUCUGGUCACGAAACUGUCUGCGAUUUCAUUAUUCUGAUGAUGACUCCACAUCUCUUUACGACGUAGAAGGGACGAACUUUGUUGGUGCAUUGCCGGGUGAGUCCUUGCCACCUCUCUCGGAAGGAUUGGACAAUGCACCCAAAACAUUCUUGGAAAAGCGAUCCUGGCUGCGAGGUAUUUUGGCGUUGAACCGAAUUUUGGAAUGGCAUAUUGUCACGUUCUACCUACUUUCCGUGGUAGCCUUCUCUCGUGAACUUGUUUGGGGAUGGGUGUAUUCGGUACAGCUUGCAAGUGGUGUCUUUUGGAUCUUCAAUUUCCUUUUCUUGUUCUGGCAGUUGCUUGAGGUUUGGGGUACUUAUCCAGGCAUCCAGCUUUCUGCAACCGAGGUCUGCGGAUCUGUAUUGAUCAUGGCUGGACGUCUUUUGACGUUGGUAUACCAAAGUCUUUACCUUAUGUGGGCCUUUUCUCCUCAGCAAGGGGUCUACAUGGGCAUCGAACAAGAUACAACCUUUUGGUGGUGGCAAUAUAUUUGGCUUUCAUUGCUGGUCAUGACUCCUUACGCCUUGGAAUUGAUUCCACAAAUUUAUCCAUCACUUGCUACUAAGAUUCUGACCAGCCAAAACGAUUAUGUUCAGUCCUUUUUGAACAUUUUGUAUCCAUCUAGCAGGCUGUACGUUGGAAAGGAGGUUCACGAAUCAUUCGGGCACACUGUAGUUUAUCUAUUCUUCUGGAUAACUCUCAUGGCGUGGAAGCUCUGCUUUUCAUAUGUUUUUGAAGUAUACACAAUGGUGAAGCCAUCUGUUCAGUUGACCGACGACUACGUUAAUUAUCCGAAUCAGAGCUUCGCGAAAAUGAUGUUCCUUUUGAUUUUGAGAUGGCUUCCCCAGUUCAUUGUUUAUCUUAUUGACAUGAGUAUUUGGUAUGCUGCAUGGCAAGCAUUCGCAGGAACUGCAGUAGGUUUUUCGGAUAACCUCGGUGACAUUCGUUCUUUAGACGACAUCCGAAACAACUUCGGUCGUGCACCUGAACUUUUCUGUAAGAAAAUGCUAUCACCUGAUGCUGGUAGCCGCAGAGGCUCAUCGGCGAGCUUCCUUGGAACCUCUCAAAACAGUCUUGGUGAAUCAUCAUCAUUGCUUGGAUCAAACACUCAGCGAUUACAGAGCUAUGUCAAUAGGUUGCUGGACGUGCGCAUUCAGAAAUGGGUUAUGUUUAGUGCUGCUUGGAAUGAAAUCAUUGACUAUUUCCGAGAAGAGGACAUCGUGUCGAACGCGGAAAUGGACAACUUGAAAUUUAGCCAAUUCGAUGGUUUCAGUCAGGCGAUUUAUCUGCCUGUAUUCCAAACUGCUGGAGCUAUUGAUGAUGUUCUCUCCGAGUUGGAAAGACCUGCUGAAGAGUACACCGAUAUUAAAAAUGGUCAAUACACUGAUGAAACGUAUUUCAAACCCAUCAGCGAACACAUCACGAUGCAAACGGCCGUUUCAGAAGUGUGGGAGCUUGGAGCCUUUUUGGUAAAGCAAACUUUUGGACCUAUCCACAGUGCUGAUAUCGAUGCAGUUGGUGGUAUCAUUCAAAGCUGGGCUGAAGAUGGUAUUCUUUCUAGUAAACUCGAACUUCAAAAGACUCGUGGUGCAAUGAAGAGCUUAAUUGAAUCCAUCAAACUCCUUGAAAAGGGUAUGAAGAGGAGAAAGCCUGCCUCGAAGCCAAGAUCGAACUACAAGAAGACCCAAGGUACUAAAAGAGGCGGUGGUUUGCGUCGAGCAGUAAGCGCUGGAUCGCUUGGAACAUUGGAUGUGAGUGAAUCCAAUCCUAGCAAGGACCCUUUUGGCCUGGCACAAUAUGCUGAGGAAGUUCAACCCGAAAAAAAAAUUGUCGAUGCUGUCAGAGAUCAAGUCCGGGACAAACUACGCAACUUUAUCAUGUCCGUGAAGUCAAUGUUCAAAUCCAAAUCGGGUGAUCCUGAAAGUAGAGAUAUCUUAGAUCGACUGACAUUUCUUUUAAGCAUGGAAAACGGUUUUUUCUGGGAUGAUGCCUAUGCAUCGGACAUGCUUGACGAUGUCAGCAAAAACUCAAACUUCAAGGAUGUACUGAAGAAGUUACAUGGAUUACUCUGCAUGCACCCUGACGACGUUGAACCGAAAUCGAAAGAAGUGGUGCGGCGCCUCACCUUCUUUACUAAUUCUCUGUUCAUGGACAUGCCUGAUGCUCCAUCAAUCCAUGACAUGUUUUCUUGGAAUGUGUUGACUCCGUACUAUUCUGAGACAGUCACAUACAGCAAAGGAGACCUCGAAUCUCGCUCUGACGCUCUUGGAGUGUCUACGAUGCUGUAUCUCCAAACUCUUUAUCGAGAGGAGUGGACGAAUUAUUUGGAACGAACCGGAAUUCAGGACGAAGAGAAGUUGUGGACAAAGAAGCACGCAGAAGAUACAAGACGUUGGGCUAGUAUUCGUGCUCAAACAUUGAGCAGGACGGUUAAUGGUAUGAUGUACUAUGAAAAGGCUUUAAGACUUCUAGCCAACAUGGAACGCCUAGAUGAGGACACCACGAAUGAUCUCAUUGGCGAGAAAUUUGGAUAUGUUGUUUCGUGUCAGGUUUAUGGAAAUAUGAAGCGAAAUCAAGACUCGAAGGCCGAUGAUAUCGAUGCACUCAUGCAUAGACAUCUUCACCUGAGAAUUGCUUACAUUGACACAGUUCGUCUCAACAGGGAUGGUGCAGCUCUUUUCUAUUCUGUCUUAGUCAAGAGUGACGGGAAAGGCAAUAUUGUCGAGGUUUACAGAGUCCGUCUCCCUGGAAACCCUGUCAUUGGAGAAGGAAAACCAGAGAAUCAAAAUCACGCCAUGAUCUUUACCCGUGGUGAAUUUCUUCAAACCAUUGAUAUGAAUCAGGAAGGCUACUUCGAGGAGGCCCUGAAGAUGAGAAAUUGUUUGCAAGAAUUUGCGAAGCGCGAAGGACCAUUGCCAACUACUAUUCUUGGAUUGCGAGAACACAUUUUUACUGGCAGUGUCAGUUCUCUUGCAAACUACAUGGCUUUGCAAGAGAUUUCGUUCGUAACUCUAGGUCAAAGGGUGUUGACAAGACCCCUUCACAUUCGUCUGCAUUAUGGCCAUCCUGAUGUCUUCGAUAAACUGUUCUUCAUUACUAGAGGAGGUGUCAGCAAAUCGUCUAAAGGAAUCAACCUCUCUGAAGAUAUCUUUGCUGGGUACAACAAUGUAGUACGAGGGGGAUCUGUGGGCUUUAAGGAAUAUCUGCAAGUCGGAAAAGGACGUGAUGUAGGAAUGAGCCAGAUUUACAAAUUCGAAGCGAAGUUGAGUCAAGGAGCUGGGGAGCAGAGUCUAUCUCGUGACGUUUAUCGAAUGUGUCAUCGCUUGGAUUUCUGCCGACUCCUUUCUUUUUACUAUGGAGGGAUUGGUCACUACUUUUCAAACGUGCUGACCGUUCUUACGGUUUACAUCGUUGUAUACCUUACUGCCGUCCUCGCGAUUUUCGGGUAUGAGAAAAUUGGAGAUCGAACUAUUACACCGAUGGGAACAAUCCAAAUGAUGCUUGGCGGACUUGGUUUACUACAGACCAUUCCUCUCUUUGCUACUCUAGGAGUCGAGAGGGGUUGGCUUUCAAGUGCGCAAGAGAUCCUUACUGUUUUCCUUACUGGCGGACCGUUGCAUUUCAUGUUCCAUAUCCAAACGAAGGCAUUUUACAUGACGCAAACUAUUUUAGUCGGAGGGGCCAAGUACAGGCCAACAGGUCGUGGUUUUGUGACACAACACACCCCCAUGGACGAACAGUAUCGGUUUUUUGCAGCCAGUCACUUGUAUCUGGGUGUUGAGCUCGCUGCGGGGCUUAUUGUGAUGGGUAUUUUCACUGAUGCUGGUCAAUACUUUGGGCGAACUUGGUCUCUCUGGCUAGCAUCGAUUUCAUUCCUUGCCAGUCCUUUCUGGUUCAACCCUCUAACGUUCGAGUGGAACACAGUCGUGACGGAUUAUGGUCUCUGGGUCCGAUGGAUUAAAGGAACGUCUGGAGGAUCAACCAAGAGCUGGUCGAUGUGGUACAACGAAGAAAAUGCGUACUACAAGGGUUUGCCUUUUUCCACGAAAUGCAUCUUUAUUGUGAAGGCUGCAAUUUUUUACCUGAUGGCUGAUGGUAUCUGGAGAUCGGAUCUGUUCCGAUCAGAUAUUUCGCUUGCUAAUCCUGCUCUCCGAGCCAGUGAUUUGCUGAUCAUUCUAGCAUGUCUCAUUAUUUUGAGUCGUGUUGUGUCGGCAAACGAACGUUCGAUGCCCUACCCAGUUCGCCGAACGCUUGGAAUUCUUGUAGCUGUUGGUAUUGUGGUGACGAUUAUGGCUCUUUUCAUUGAAGAUUCGAAUUAUCUACGAUAUGCCCUUGCGGGAUACUAUGGAGCAGGAGCUGUAUGCAUGAUCGGACUCCUUUAUGGUUUCAAGUUUGUGAAGGUGUUCUACCUCAUUCACGAUGUUGUAUGCGCACACAUUAUUUUCGUCCCGCUAUUUAUUUUGGGAGCCCUUCAACUUCCGAGCAUGAUCCAGACCUGGCUUCUGUACCAUAACGCUCUUUCAACAAAUGUUGUCGUGAGUGAUAUUCUGAAGUAUGCAAGGAAAUCCAAAGACUCGGGCGGUACCGGAGGAGCAAAUGAAGAACUUAUUGAUCAAGUUAACGAACUGAAGAAGGUAAUUCACAAACAAGAGAAGUUGUUGGAAAGCAUGGGUCUCGUACAAAGUGAUGCUGCACCUUCUCCUCCUAUGCAAACUCCAGCUACGCACGAAUACUCCCAGCCACGUCAACAGACGACCACGACCACGACCACAGUGAAUCCUAGAUCACAGUUUGUCAAAGCUAAGUCUAUGACCGGAAUGGAGGUAUGGGGAGAAAUGGCACUCGGAGAGGGUCUUUCAGGUGAAUCUCUGGCAGCGCAGGUGUCACGACCAACGCAGGGUAGACAAUCCCAAUCGGAUGAUUUCCAUUUCAGUCCUCAUCCCGAUACCAUGCCACCUCGGUAAAUCAUGUUUGGCGUGUACAUCUCUAGAUCUCCUAUCAUUUCGCACUGCUACUUUCAUUCGAAAUAUCUAUUUCCAUAUUCCCCACAAUCUUUCAUCUUCAUUAGGCUGCAGAAUGCAAGCACAUUUUGUCACGAAGUGAAAGAAUCAUAUUCGUUUCACAAGAUCAAUUCACUUGUCUCUAGUUAAAACAAAUAAUGUUAAAUAAAUAACGCAUUCAUGUUGCUAAACCCAAUAGUGUUUUCAAAAUGUACGGUAUUGAGCAAGAGUGAAAGUAAUUUUUUACAUUGAGACAACCAUUAAUUCAUUGGGAAUCUCUACAAGGUUCUCGUUGUUUGAACAAGCAGUCAUGAUUCCAGAUGGUGAUUGCUGUGGCUGCACAACUUAAUUAGCCGAAGCACUGUCUAACGUUCGCGUGGUACUUUAAAAUUGAAUGGCGUCGAUAUGAGUAAUGGAGCCAUCCAACCAAAUCAUUAUCUCUCUAUCUCUUCUCCACCACGAAAGGCGUUCUAAAUUGGUACAAUUGAAGCGGAUGCAUUUGUCUUUGAAAACGAAUCAAAACACAACUAUUUUUUCUUCUUUCCCUUUUUCAGACCGGCAUUCAGCAGGGAAUCCAGAUCGUCCAUGCCACCCCCGGCGCCUUUCUUCUUCUUUUUCUUGGCUGCGGCCUCUUGCUUGGCCUUGGCUGCUGCCUUCUCACCCU